UCACUUCUUAUUUUUAGUAGAUACUAUCAUUGGGCUACUAGAUUUUUUUUUUAUGAAUCUAUGCAACUACAACUCCAAUUCAAUUCAUCUUUCUCCCUAAUUUUACAGUCAUUCUCUACUCUCAAUAACUCCAUUUCUGCCCUCGAAGAUCCCUGCCUCGCCGCCAUGGCAGAUUCCGCCGAUAAACCAUUAGAGCCACCGCCACCAACCACCCCUACCUCCGCGGCCGCGGCCUACCACCUCCACCCGCGGCGGGAGCCCUUCGAGCACGGCCUGCUCCCAAUCCCCAAAUUGAUCUUCACCGAUGGCGCGCAGGCUCUGUCGCAGCUCAAAUCAGCCCUCCUCUCAUCCGAUUCCGAUCAUCGGGUCAACUUGGACACCUUGGCCCGAGUCCUUCAAAUUCCGAUCGAGCAGUCGCGGCUGAUAAUCGAGACAAUAUCCUCGGUUUUGCAUGACGAGUCUGAUCCGUUGCUGAAGGCCGGAGUUUCGAAGGAGAUCGAUUCAAUUGGGGUCAAUGUGUUUGAUUUGCUCAUAUUUUUGUACAUACAGAGUUAUAAGAGAUUGCUGCCGAAAGGGCAUAGGGAUUCUGCAGCUGUCGCCGAUGUCUGGCCGUCGACGUCGGCUUUUGAUGGGUUUCUAUCCGCCCUCUCGCCGUUACAGUUGGUGCGCAGCAACAAUCGUAGGUUUAUACCAUCUCAAGCAGAUGAAGAGGCCCAUCAGCUGUCCUAUUUGCAGAAGCACAUUGGCAAUAUUCUUUCUCUCUUGGCAGAUUCCACAGAAGGGGAGGGUGAUGACUCUCUGGUCUUGUCCAUGGAUAAAUUUGAGCAUCUUGGGUUUCUGAUGUACUUUGGGGAGAAGGGAAUUGCUAAAAUUCCUUUGAGCCAAAGCACUCCUUUUUUUGCAAAUUCAGAUCCUGACAUGCCUGCUGCUCCUGUCCCUGCAUCACAAGUUCUCGACUGGCUUCUCCAAAGUAUAUCCUCUACCCAGGAGCAUAUUUCUGAUAGAGUUUCCCCGAAAGAAAAUGGGCCCAGUAGUUCUGAUCAGGAUGUUCAAAUGGCUGAUGUUGGCACUACUUCCUUGAAACCGUCAAUCAGUCCAAGAGGUCCAAGUUUCAUUGAGGGGGUCUCCAAAUCGUCAUGUGUUAAACAAGCAUCUGAUCUUAAGGGUACAACUGUAAAGGUUGUCAAUUGUCACGAAUCAGUUAUUUACAUUUUGGCACCACUCAGAUACGCAACAGUUUAUGGAUGCUCUGAUGCAACUAUUGUCAUUGGAGCCGUUGGCAAGGCCAUUAGGGUUGAACACUGUGAACGUGUUCAUCUGAUUACUGCAGCAAGACGUAUCUGCAUAGCAAACUGUCGCGAAUGUGUAUUCUUCUUGGGGGUUAAUCAGCAACCCCUCGUUGUUGGUGACAAUCAUAAAUUGCAGGUGGCUCCAUAUAAUACAUUCUACUCACAACUGGGGGAGCACAUGAAUCAAGUUGGAGUAGACCCUAACAUCAACAGGUGGGAUGAAUCCAUUGCACUUGGAGCGGUUGAUCCCCAUGAUUCACUAUCACAUCCUGCUGGUGUAUCAGAUGCACAAGCUGAAUCUGCUACACGCGUGGACCCUGAUCAAUUUACCGACUUUGUGAUUCCAAAUUGGUUGGAAGGUGAACAAUCUGGUUCCACAAAAGAUAAUCCUUUCCCUUUACCGGAUACAUACCUUGCAUCUAAGCAGAAAAAGACUAAAAGCUUGGAUGAAGUUAAGCAAAUGUUGAAGGAAUCUCAACUUGAAGAGACCAGGAAACGGGAGCUGUCAAGUGCUCUCCAUGCAUGUUUCAAGGACUGGUUAUAUGCUUCAGGCAACAUCCGCCAACUUUAUUGCUUACACGGUGAAUGAGAGAACGGCUAUGACUGAUUCCCAAUAGUUGAAGCACUUCUUGCUGUUUUUUUUUCUUUUUUUAUCCUGAUUCCAUUGGCGGCUGGGACUGGAUGCUGUCAAGUUUGCCACUUCAAACUGCUUCAAAGGUUGAAGCUUGUGUAGACUGCAAUAGACACAAAAUAAGGUCAUCUUCUUGUGCUGUAUUUUGUGACUAAAUCAUAGUAUGUUGUAACUGUAGAAUAAUGUUUGUUAGAUUCAAAUUCCAGGUAUGUGAAUGAUCAAAAUGAGGGUUGAAUCUCAAUUAAGAAUCUUUGAACACUUUGUGUUCA
This is a messenger RNA of Salvia miltiorrhiza (redroot sage), 2189 nucleotides long. RefSeq lists its product as uncharacterized. Bases 61 to 1878 code for a protein of 605 amino acids. The record is from RefSeq and is a predicted model, not a curated record. The transcript is spliced from 9 exons. NCBI's taxonomy places the organism in Eukaryota, Viridiplantae, Streptophyta, Magnoliopsida, Lamiales, Lamiaceae.